Nothobranchius furzeri (turquoise killifish) is the source of this 4001-nucleotide messenger RNA. Lineage: Eukaryota; Metazoa; Chordata; Actinopteri; Cyprinodontiformes; Nothobranchiidae. The record is from RefSeq and is a predicted model, not a curated record.
UCCCCGCCCCGUGCUACAACUAAGCUAAGCUGUAACCAACUGUAGUUGCCGAGACACGACCUAGAAACUGUGCUGUUCUGAGAUAACUCGGUGGACUUGCUGUUAGCUAAACACGGCUAAAGAAAACCUGCUACCACUUCAGGAUCAUCCAUCAGCUGGGACUGAUUCAUCGUGUGUUCUUCACCACCUGGACCUGGACAGCAUGGACACAGAUUUUCAACAGAUGGUUCUGGUUAAAGAAGAAGCUUCAGAAGAACAGAGUGCUCGUGUCAACCACCAGCACCUAGAUUUUCUCCACAUAAAGGAGGAACAGGAGAAACUCUGGUCUAGUAUGGAGGGAGAGCAUCUCCAUUUGAAUAAGGAGACUGAUGCUGCCAGGCUUCAAUCCUUUAGCCAAAAAACACAUUUAAACAAACACACGAGAGUCCAGACAAAGCAGAAACAUUUUGCCUGUGAGCACUGUGGACAAAGGUUUCACCAAAAGACUAAUUUAACCACACACAUGAGCGUCCACACAGGAGAGAAGCCUUUUGCUUGUGAGCUCUGUGGAACGAGAUUUAGCCGAAAGACAACUUUAAACCGUCACAUGAGCGUCCACACAGGAGAGAAGCCCUUUCCUUGUGAGCUCUGUGGAGCGAGAUUUAGCUUAAAGUCAACUUUAAACAGUCACAUGAGUGUCCACACAGGAGAGAAGCCUUUUGCUUGUGAGCUAUGUGGAACGAGAUUUAGCCGAAAGACACAUUUAAACAGUCACAUGAGAGUCCACACAGGAGAGAAGCCUUUUGCCUGUGAGCUCUGUGGUAAUAGAUUUAGUGAAAAGGGAAGUUUAAACAAACACAUGAGAGUCCACACUGGAGAGAAGCCUUUUGCUUGUGAGCUCUGUGUAAAAAGAUUUAGCCGAAAGACAACUUUAAACCGUCACUUGAGCAUCCACACAGGAGAGAAGCCCUUUCCUUGUGAGCUCUGUGGAAAGAAAUUUAGCUUAAAGUCAACUUUAAACAGUCACAUGAGCGUCCACACAGGAGAGAAGCCCUUUCCUUGUGAGCUCUGUAGAAAGAAAUUUAGCUUAAAGUCAACUUUAAACAGUCACAUGAGUGUCCACACAGGAGAGAAGCCUUUUGCUUGUGAGCUCUGUGGAACGAGAUUUAGCCAAAAGACAAAUUUAAACAGUCACAUGAGAGUCCACACAGGAGAGAAGCCCUUUCCUUGUGAGCUCUGUGGAACGAGAUUUAGCCAAAAGACAAAUUUAAACAGUCACAUGAGCGUCCACACAGGAGAGAAGCCUUUUGCCUGUGAGCUCUGUGGACAAAGAUUUAGCCAUCAGGCAACUUUAAACAGACAUAUGAGAGUCCACACAGGUGAGAAGCCUUUUGCCUGUGAGCUAUGUGGACAAAGAUUUAGCCAAAAAGGGUCUUUAGAUGAACACAUGAGAGUCCACACAGGAGGUAAGCCCUUUCCUUGUGAGCUCUGUGGAACGAGAUUUAGCCGAAAGACACAUUUAAACAGUCACAUGAGCGUCCACACAGGAGAGAAGCCUUUUGCCUGUGAGCUCUGUGGACAAAGAUUUAGCCAUCAGGCAACUUUAAACAGACAUAUGAGAGUCCACACAGGUGAGAAGCCUUUUGCCUGUGAGCUAUGUGGACAAAGAUUUAGCCAAAAAUGGUCUUUAGAUGAACACAUGAGAGUCCACACAGGAGGUAAGCCCUUUCCUUGUGAGCUCUGUGGAACGAGAUUUAGCCGAAAGACACAUUUAAACAUUCACAUGAGAGUCCACACAGGAGAGAAGCCUUUUGCCUGUGAGCUCUGUGGUAAUAGAUUUAGUGAAAAGGGAAGUUUAAACAAACACAUGAGAGUCCACACUGGAGAGAAGCCUUUUGCUUGUGAGCUCUGUGUAAAAAGAUUUAGACGAAAGACACAUUUAAACAGUCACAUGAGAGUCCACACAGGAGAUAAGCCUUUUGCCUGUGAGCUCUGUGGUAAUAGAUUUAGUGAAAAGGGAAGUUUAAACAAGCACAUGAGAGUCCACACAGGAGAGAAGCUUUUUGCCUGUGAGCUCUGUGGUAAUAGAUUUAGUGAAAAGGGAAGUUUAAACAAACACAUGAGAGUCCACACUGGAGAGAAGCCUUUUGCUUGUGAGCUCUGUGUAAAAAGAUUUAGCCGAAAGACACAUUUAAACAGUCACAUGAGAGUCCACACAGGAGAGAAGCCUUUUGCCUGUGAGCUCUGUGGUAAUAGAUUUAGUGAAAAGGGAAGUUUAAACAAACACAUGAGAGUCCACACUGGCUUUUCGCCUGUGAGUUCGGUGGAAAAGAUUUACCCAAAAGAUCAGUUUAAACGGUCACAAAAGAGUCCAUAAAGGACAGAAGCCUUUUGCUUGUGAGCUCUGUGGACGAAGGUUUCGCUGAAAGAAAACUUUAAACAAUCAUCUAAGCAUCCACUAGGGCUGAACGAUCUAUUGAAGGGGUCUCCAACAUUUUUUGGCCCGUGAGCUACUUUUACACAAUGAAAGUACAGCAGAGUUACUGCCAUAUGAUUUAUUUACAUCGAUACUUUCCAUGUGUGAAUGUGCUUAUGUUAAACAUGCUAUACUUACUAUAUUAACAUGCAUUGUACUCACAAGUUGAUUUCUCUGUAUUUCAGUACAUCAGUAUAUAUAUAUUAAAAGUAUAAGUAAACUAGUGACCUUCUGAAAAACAAAUUAAACAAAACAUAUUUAGUUUUUUAAACUAGUCUGAUACUUUCAGAUAAUGAAUAACAAAUCUACAUCAUGUGAAUGAUUUGAUAAUUUUUUUAGAAGCUUAGUAACAUAACAUUUUAAGCACACAGGAACAGCUAACCUGUAAAGCUGAUGAUAUUUGAUAUAAAAUACAAGCUAAAUAUGAUGAAAACACAAAAGUCUAAAUAGUUUGAAUUGAAGUAAAAAAUGUAAAAUCAGAAAUAAGACUUGUUCCUGCUCUCCUGAUAUACUGAAUAAUUUUUAUGGGUUUUUUAGUCAUGAAAGUUAAGUUUUCCUGCGUUUAUUGCUGACAAUAUGAAGGUUGGAGGUUUAUCCUUUUUUUCUGCAUCUUGCAGUUUUUUUUCUCCGCAGGUCUGAAGGCUGUGUGUUACACAGAGCAGAGAGACAGAGAGCAAGAGACCAGAACCAAAAGAAAUGAUCAUAUCACACCAAUCUUAAAAUAUUUACAUUGGCUUUCAGUAACUUACAGGAUUGAUUUCAAAGACCUUUUACUUACUUUUAAAUCAUUAAAUGGCCAACGACCUCUGUAUAUAGCAGAGAUGUUUGAAACGUAUCACCCUUUAAAAUCACUUAGAUCAGCAGAUAAAUCCCAACUGGUACAACCCAGAGCCCGCACCAAGCACGGAGAGGCUGCCUUUAGCUGCUAUGCGGUCCAUCUCUGGAACUGUCUUCCAAUAGACAUUAAGACCUUUCCCACCAUUUCCAUUUUUAAAUCCAGAUUAAAAACUAAACUUUUUCAUGAUGCCUUCCAUUAACCUGUCCUUUCAUCUGUGCUCUACUAGGUCUUUAUCUGUACUGUGUUGAAUUUAUUUUAUAUGUAUUUUAUAUGUAUACCUAUUCUGUGCUGUUUUAUCGUGUAUUAUUGUGUAAUUAAAGUGAAUACUUGUAAUAAAGUGUAGUUACUGUGUAAAGCAGUAUUUACUAGGAACGAUUAAUAAAAAUAAACACUAGAAUUGAACCUGAGUUACAUGGUAAUAGCAGUUUAAAAACUCAGAAACAAUACACUAACUUACUUAGUACUUCCAUGGUAAUUACUUAGUAAUUAGAGGACUGUAAAAGAAAGCGCUACCAAUAAUUGUACUUAAUAUGCUUUUAUUUUUGUGUGCUAUGUUCUGUGUCAAUAUUCUUUGAUUUUAUUUUACACAACAUGAUGUGACAUUUUAACUAUUUCAUUUCACUUGUGAUUGUUUUAACUAUGUGAAGCACAUUGGGCUACCGUUUUGUGUAUGAAAUGGGCUAUAUAAUAAACUUGACUUGAGAGAGA